AUGUCAACCGCAAAUCCAGAUGAAGUUCCAGAAAGUAUCAAUUACAUAGGGUUCAAUCAAGAUGCCAAAAUCAUAUCCGUCGGUCACAAAGAAGGCUACAUGUUCUACAAGACCUCCGACAUCCUCGAGAACUCGACACUAACAUGCGAAGGCCAGAGCCUGAAUCACCUGGGUCUCAACAAUUGUCUGAUCAUCGAGCGGCUUUUCUCAUCCGCUCUGAUGGUUGUUAUCUCGCAAAAGGAUCCACGUGUCCUCCAUGUCUACCACUUCACAAGCAAGAACAUCAUCUGUGAUCACCGAUUCAACAAGUCCAUUUUGACAGUUCGACUUAAUAGAGAGAGAAUCGUUGUUUGUUUGGAAGACUGUAUCUACAUCUACAACCUGAAGGAUAUGAAAAUGAUGCAUAAUAUUAUGGACACGCCAAUGAAUAAACUGGGAGUCCUGGACCUCACCAGCAACCCUGGCCAUGCUUUGAUCGCCUACCCGGGAAGCACAGAUACCGGAUCCGUACACUUAUUCGACGCGAUGAAUCUCUCUUCAGUCAACACAUUUGUCGCUCAUGAGGGAACUUUGGCUUCGUUGAAAUUCAAUCAAGAAGGAAAUAUGAUUGCCACGGCUAGCACAAAAGGAACUGUCAUUCGGGUCUACUCUGUUCCUACCGGAAAUCGUCUCUUCGAAUUCCGUCGUGGAGUCUCCAGAUGUGUCUCGAUCUACUCUCUUUGCUUCUCAUCAGAUUCCAAGUAUCUUGCUUCGUCUUCCAAUACUGAAACAAUUCACGUAUUCAAAUUGGAAAAACCAGACGGAGAGGAGAAACCAGAAGCAUCGAAUGAGGGUGGCAGCUGGUUUGAUACCAUCAACAAGACCUUUUCGGCGUACAUGCCAUCCCAAGUUCUGCAGGUGUCAGAGUUGAUGACCACGGAGCGUAGUUUUGCGACGGCUAAGCUUCCAGGGCUCACAAGAACCAAUCAAGUUGCUCUUGUUGGCCACAAAAAUCAACAAUACGUGAUGGCAGCGACAUCUGACGGCUUCGUCUAUGCCUACCGAUUGGAUCCAGAAGGUGGAGAGCUCGACCUGAUCAAGCAACACCGCAUUGGUCCGAAAUCCGAAUCCUGCCGUAUUAGUCCAGUUGGGACCGCGGGGAAAUCCACGGAUAACAGUCAAACCGUACCGAAUAUGGAUGAUCCUGACGACUUCCCACCUAUGAGCCAUACCAGUGGAUGA
Caenorhabditis briggsae is the source of this 1221-nucleotide messenger RNA. It is a transcript of the gene Cbr-atg-18, whose product is annotated as Protein CBR-ATG-18. Bases 1 to 1221 code for a protein of 406 amino acids. The record is from RefSeq and is a predicted model, not a curated record. Gene Ontology annotation, molecular function: phosphatidylinositol-3-phosphate binding; protein binding; phosphatidylinositol-3,5-bisphosphate binding. Gene Ontology annotation, cellular component: extrinsic component of membrane; phagophore assembly site membrane; cytosol. Gene Ontology annotation, biological process: nucleophagy; autophagy of mitochondrion; protein lipidation. The transcript has 7 exons. NCBI's taxonomy places the organism in Eukaryota, Metazoa, Nematoda, Chromadorea, Rhabditida, Rhabditidae.